AUGGAUAAAUUGCUGUCACGGAGAUGUUUUGCAGUAUCACUACACGAAAGCGUCGGUUGUGCCAGGGAGUUUGGUAGGAUCGCCUUCGUUCUCUGUCUCAGACCUAGAGUGUUCCACUUCAUGUUCAACACACAACUUGAGUCCUUUACGUUUAACACAAAAACAGGGGAGUGUCGGAUGUACCGUGUUUUGUUACAAGGAAACAUUUCAACAGUACCGGACUUGGAGCAUUACAUACUUGAGGAGACAGGAAAUUGUCUGAGUCUUCACGACGCCGGCUUGACAUCAGACGGGAUCUACGAGAUCAGACCGGACGGUGUGACGUCAGUCAAUGUGUCAUGUGACAUGACCGAGGGAGGAUGGACUAUUUUUCAACAGCGGUUCAAAGGGGAUGUAAACUUUCGGAAUGCCACUUGGAACCAAUCAGCGGAAGGGUUUGGAGAUCCAAAGGGAGACUACUGGCUUGGACUUACACAAAUUAACACUGUGACUCAGAGGUAUGUGACAGAAAUUAACAACACUGUGAAUCAGAGGUAUGCGACAGAAAUUAACACUGUGACUCAGAGGUAUGUGACAGAAAUUAACAACACUGUGAAUCAGAGGUAUGUGACAGAAAUUAACACUGUGACUCAGAGGUAUGUGAUAGAAAUUAACAACAAUGUGAAUCAGAGGUAUGUGACAGAAAUAAAAACUGUGACUCAGAGGUAUGUGACAGAAAUUAACAAUGACUCCAAGAAAUUAACACUGAGACUUAGAGACUGUUUAAGUCUUGACGACACCGGCUUGACAUCAGACGGGAUCUACGAGAUCAGACCAGACGGAGUGACCUCAGUCAGCGUGGCAUGUGACAUGAAAGAAGAAGGAUGGACUGUUUUUCAACAGCGGUUUAAAGGGGAUGUAAACUAG
This is a messenger RNA of Mizuhopecten yessoensis (Yesso scallop), 906 nucleotides long. RefSeq lists its product as uncharacterized. The coding region runs from base 1 to 906 and encodes 301 amino acids. Lineage: Eukaryota; Metazoa; Mollusca; Bivalvia; Pectinida; Pectinidae. The transcript has 6 exons. The record is from RefSeq and is a predicted model, not a curated record.